GGAUCCGUGAUCGAAGUCUUGAUGAACGUUGGUUGUAAGCUUGGAAUGAAAGUGUUUCUUGCUGUUUGUUCUUACAUAUUUUCUAAAAUAUAACAGUAAGAUACCAAUUUAUUUACGAAAAUGGCUAUGAUGCAACGGCGAACAAAUGUGAGACUUCCACCAGAAGUCAACAGAAUAUUAUAUAUCCGUAACCUUCCAUACAAGAUAACUGCUGAAGAAAUGUAUGACAUAUUUGGGAAGUACGGAGCUAUAAGACAGAUAAGAGUUGGCAACACUCCUGAAACAAGAGGAACAGCAUUUGUUGUAUAUGAAGAUAUAUUUGACGCUAAGAAUGCUUGUGAUCAUUUAUCUGGCUUUAAUGUUUGUAAUCGGUACCUUGUUGUUUUGUAUUACCAGUCUAACAAAGCAUUCAAGAGGAUUGAUAUUGAUAAAAAGAAAGAAGAAAUUGACAAGAUGAAAACAAAGUACGGGAUCAGUGCUGAAGAGAAGAAAUGAAAUUGUAGUGACAGCUUGUGACUUUGAUAACUUCAGACAAAAAGAGAUGUUGAUACAGAGAUCUAUCUUCUGGGCUAUAAUGCCAUGUAGUAUGUUGAAAGUCGACAAAAAUUUCAGAGGAAUGUGUUGUUUCCAUUG
Cryptotermes secundus is the source of this 633-nucleotide messenger RNA. It is a transcript of the gene Sf3b6, whose product is annotated as splicing factor 3B subunit 6. Gene Ontology annotation, cellular component: nucleus; cytoplasm; ribonucleoprotein complex. The transcript is spliced from 4 exons. Gene Ontology annotation, molecular function: mRNA binding. Bases 121 to 495 code for a protein of 124 amino acids. Lineage: Eukaryota; Metazoa; Arthropoda; Insecta; Blattodea; Kalotermitidae. The record is from RefSeq and is a predicted model, not a curated record.